Messenger RNA from Sphaeroforma arctica JP610, 633 nucleotides. RefSeq lists its product as hypothetical. The transcript is spliced from 3 exons. Lineage: Eukaryota; Ichthyosporea; Ichthyophonida. The record is from RefSeq and is a predicted model, not a curated record. Gene Ontology annotation, cellular component: nucleus. The coding region runs from base 1 to 633 and encodes 210 amino acids. Gene Ontology annotation, biological process: transcription by RNA polymerase II.
AUGACGUCAGACAAUGUGACGUCAGUGGGGAUAAUGUCAGACUCGGAGCUGUGGCAAACCUCUGGCUCGGGAACAAGCGCGUGUGACGCACGUGUACACUUCCGCGCGCACGAGUACGUUGCCAUGGAUACCGGAGUGGCCGCAAACGACGGGAUGACGGAGAACAAACAGAGUGACCAGGACGGGCAGAAAGACACAGAGAACCCAGACGAGCGCAUGGUCAAACGCGACCCCGUGCGUGGCUAUGUUUUGCAUAUGCAGUUGCUACCCCGAUUGCGGUAUCUGUUAGAGGUAGCGGCGGUGCCUGGACUGGUAGAGCCCAUCCUAGAUAUACUGCUGGCAGUAGGUAGUCACACCCCGGUCAUGGCUCGGCAGAUUGUGCAGUGCUCACGGCUGGUGGAGUACAUUCACGGAGAGUUCGUUAGGGUGGACAGACCCGCAGACACCGGAAGCAAACGACUUCCCUACGGCACGCCGCACGUCAAGGCUUUGCGACUGAUGACAGUAUUGGCUGCCAGUAGCAGCGAUGUGUGUGAGCACCUGCACCAAGAGGGCGUCUACAGCUCUAUGUUGAGAUACGCCAUGUAUCCAUUUGGUGAACCAACCGAUGAGGAGGACGAGCAUGGUGUGUGA